Messenger RNA from Paramacrobiotus metropolitanus, 310 nucleotides. RefSeq lists its product as uncharacterized. The transcript has 3 exons. The record is from RefSeq and is a predicted model, not a curated record. NCBI's taxonomy places the organism in Eukaryota, Metazoa, Tardigrada, Eutardigrada, Parachela, Macrobiotidae. Gene Ontology annotation, molecular function: protein binding. The coding region runs from base 33 to 257 and encodes 74 amino acids.
UGCCUGAUGUGCAUCCCGAGGCCUUCGCUAAUAUGCUCAGCUACAUCUACACCGAUGCUGUGAAGAAUCUCUCCCGGGAAAACGCUUUCCACACUCUGCGCUGCGCGAACAAGUAUGGCUUGCCAUUACUGGGAGCAAUCUGCACCAACUUUAUUCUGAAUCAGAUCAGUAUCGACAGCUGUCUCGAUCUGCUGGAUAUGGCAGUUCGAAUCGGCGAAGGUGCACCAAGCGUCCUGGAGAAGUGCCUGCCUGAUUGACAAAUCUGCAAAAACGGUCUGGGAAUCCGAUCGGUUCUGUGAGAUUGGAGAAG